This is a messenger RNA of Phalaenopsis equestris, 2624 nucleotides long. RefSeq names its product pentatricopeptide repeat-containing protein At1g02060, chloroplastic-like. The record is from RefSeq and is a predicted model, not a curated record. NCBI's taxonomy places the organism in Eukaryota, Viridiplantae, Streptophyta, Magnoliopsida, Asparagales, Orchidaceae. Gene Ontology annotation, molecular function: protein binding. The transcript has 2 exons. Bases 36 to 2117 code for a protein of 693 amino acids.
UAGGAAUUAAAGGAUUUAUUUACAUUUCAAGACCUAUGUCUGCCCUCCGGCGGCCCCUGCUCCUUCGGUCCUCAUGGCCGUUGCCGGCCGUCGACGAAGAACAUCUUCUCGCCAUUGUUCGCAUAUUCACCGACAGCCGGCCAUCUUCUUCACCUGCGCUCGACUCUAUCAUCCAACCCCUACUUCUUCGCCUCACCCACCCCUCCUCCCUUCUCCGCGCUCUCUCCCUCCUCCCCUCUCCUUCCUCUGCUCCCCUCCUCUUCCUAUCGGCCAUCCGCCUCUGCUCCCCACUCGCCGACCACCGCGCCGCCGGAAAGACGCUAAAUCUUCUCCUCCGUUCCCGUAACCUCCGCCCCGCUGUUGACUUCCUCCUCUCCCUCCCUCACCCAUCUCCUAUCCUCCACGAUGCCCACUUCAACGCCUUAAUCCGCUCCCUCGCCCGAGCUGGCCAUCUCCGCCGUGCCCUCGAGCUUUUCCGGCUAAUGCCUGCGCGUGGAGUGGCAUACUCCGCUUUCUCAUUCAACUCCCUUCUUGCAGCUCUCCUCCACCGUGGUCGCACCCGCGCUUCUGUACACUAUUUCGACCUCAUGAUUCGUCUCGGCGUUGCACCCGAUCUCGUCACCUUCAACACUCUCAUCCGAGGCUUUUGCCUUAAUGCAAUGCUCCCUGAGGCUUUCAAUGUUUUCCACUCAAUGCACCGCCACCGGUGCGCUCCCGACGUUGUCACCUACAAUAUUCUUCUAGAUGGGCUCAUCCGGGCCGGGGAUGCCGAUGCUGCUCGUAAGUUGUUUGAUGAAAUGCAGAAGAGGAGCUCUGAGGUUGUUCCCAAUGUCGUUUCGUACACUACCCUUAUGCGCGGCUGCUGCAGCCGGUUUAUGGUGGACGAGGCCGUUGCGUUAUUGGGCAAGAUGGUGGAUGUUGGAUUGAAGCCGAAUAAGAUGACUUAUAAUACGCUCAUGAAGGGUUUUUGUGAGGCCGGGAAAUUGGAUUUGAUGAAGAGUAUUCUUGAUAAAAAUGUGGGUUUUAAGCCUGACAUUUGCACCUUUAAUACUCUGAUGGCUGCCCACUGCGAUGCUGGUAAUGUGGAGGAUGCGCUCAAGUUGUUUGACGGAUUGACUGAACUAGGUAUGAGGGCUGAUUCUGCUACUUACAGCACUGUUAUUAGGGGACUGUGCUCCACUGGGAAGUUUGAGAGGGCAGAGAUGUUGGUUGAUGAGCUCCAUAAGAAGGAGGUUUUCAGGAGGGCUGAUUCUUGUCGCCCCUUAAUGGCUGCUUAUAAUCCAUUGUUUGAGCAUUUGUGCAGCUGCGGGAAGACAGAUAAAGCUGGGAAAGUUAUUGGGCAGCUGCUUGAGAGAAGAGCUACUGUUGAUAUUGCUUCAUUCAGAACAGUUAUCCUAGGAUAUUGCAGGGAAGGAGCUUUUGUGAAGGGAUUCAAGCUUCUGGUUUCAAUGGUGAUGAGGGACCUGAAGCCGGAUUAUGAAUUGUGUGAAGAAUUGGUGAAGGGAUUCAUAUCAAAAGGAAAGAUUGGUUUUGCAUGGGAGGCUUUGAAGAGGAUGUUGCAUAGUGGUCACCGACCGAGUACAAAUUGUUUUCAUUCAGUACUGGCUGGGCUUUUGAAAAAGGAUGGUUAUGCAAAUGAAGCUGCUGAUUUGGUUUCUGUGAUGUUGGAGAGAAAGAUCCGUCAGAGUAGUGAUCUUUCAACUGAUGUUAUUCAGAAGCUUUUCAGAAAUGGUUUGAAUAAAAAAGCUUUCAUGAUUAUCGGGUUGCUUAAUGGCAAUGGGUAUUGCGUGAAAAUGGCGAAGCUAGUCUUUGUUCUUUGUCAAGAGAAGAAAUUCUUAGAAGCUCGAGGUCUUUUGUUGUUCGGUUUGGAGAAGAAAGAAAAUUUGGAUCUUCAAUGUAUAUGCAUGGUUGUGAAUGGGCUUUGUGAAAUUGAGAGAGCUUCAGAAGCUUUUGAUUUGUUUUAUAAUGUGGUUGAUGAGUAUGGUUCAAGUGGUAUUUCUAGCUGCAUGGACUUUUUAAUGCUUACUCUUGAGGGAGCUGGAAUGUUGAAAGAAGCAGAGUUUGUCUCUAAGCAAUUCAUGAAAACAAAUGUUGGAGAGAAACCCAACAUCAGUUGAGACUUGCCACAACUUGUUGAUCCAUUGCUACAAAAUGUUGCCUUGGAUAACUUGAUAGAAAUUUUCUUAUUGCUUGAAGCUAAGGAAAACUGAAGGGGGUAAUAGAAUGUUUGAACAUUCAUCCAAAUAGAUGCAUGCCCAUAAACAAAUUUGAAUUUGAUUUGUUUCUGAGCAGAACAGGUUAAAAGAUUAUACUUCAUCAACUAUUGGUUAAUUGUGAAGUCAUGUUGUUCGGAUAUGAAUCAUGGAAAAAUGUCUUCUCCCUGGCACAACCAAUGGCUUAUAUGGUAAUGGCAACUAGAAGUGAACUUCAAAUUUUUUUAAAGGAAAUCACAAAUGGCGUGGUGCCUAAAGGCUUCAUUAGAAAUUGAAGCCAGUGACUUUGAUAUCUUAUGCUUGUCAUAUCUUUUGAAAGGCGAGGUCACUCAACUUUUGUUUCGUUUGUAAUCUGUAAUUUGUUUUCUUGAAAAACUUUAUGCUGAUUUCUAAGCCCAUGUCUGACUUUUU